AGAGUAACCCCCCCGGAGCCCGAGCCGUCCACCUCUAACGCCGUGUAUAUAUUCACCACCACCGCGCGGCGGAUCCUCAAAACACUUUUCACCCGCGUUCGUUAGACUUUCGGCUCUGGGAGUGCGUGCGAGAUUCGCCUCGGCCGUUACACUCUCAUAGGAUUCACUUUCGUUCGGUGUAUAGGCUGCGAGCACCUACUGCGCCAUUCGUUCGUGUUGAAAAAGUUUUGUUGGUGCUUCGGAAGUCAUUGGACUAAAUGAAUGCGAUCAGCAAGGAUACUGGUUGAUUAAGGUGUUCUGGAAUCUGCGGAGCAAAAUCAAGAUGAUUUCGAGGUUUUAUCUGGCCAGCGUUAUUCUUAUUAUCGGACUUCUGCUCCUGUACCGAACGAUGGCGCAAGUCGAUGGAUACACGCCUGGAGUAGACUACCCGAUAUACAACUCUGUACCGUUUGGACUAUCUUUUACCUGCAGAGGUAGACUUCCAGGUUACUACGCCGAUCCUGAUGCUAGAUGUCAGGUCUGGCAUUGGUGUUUACCUGGGGGAAGACAAUUCAGCUUUCUUUGCCCGAAUGGAACUGUGUUCAGUCAAACGACACGUGUCUGUGAUUGGUGGUUCAAGGUUGACUGCAACGAUUCGCCGCGUUUUUACGGAAUCAACGACGACCUCUACAGAGAUGCGAGAGGAAAUAGAAUUUAAUCAAUUUCCUGUGGAUGUAAUUUGUUUUUUAGCAAUAAAAAAUGUAUUUCAAUAAAGGUCUUUUAUUUUCAUAAUA
Molecule: messenger RNA, 773 nt
Organism: Nasonia vitripennis (jewel wasp)
Lineage: Eukaryota; Metazoa; Arthropoda; Insecta; Hymenoptera; Pteromalidae
Product: U-scoloptoxin(01)-Cw1a
Exons: 5
Coding region: 323-697 (124 amino acids)
Cellular component (GO): extracellular region
Molecular function (GO): chitin binding
Source: RefSeq, a predicted model, not a curated record